Messenger RNA from Gavialis gangeticus (Gharial), 7351 nucleotides. RefSeq names its product RPTOR independent companion of MTOR complex 2 (gene RICTOR). NCBI's taxonomy places the organism in Eukaryota, Metazoa, Chordata, Crocodylia, Gavialidae. Gene Ontology annotation, molecular function: protein serine/threonine kinase activator activity. The record is from RefSeq and is a predicted model, not a curated record. The coding region runs from base 23 to 5158 and encodes 1711 amino acids. Gene Ontology annotation, biological process: TORC2 signaling; positive regulation of phosphatidylinositol 3-kinase/protein kinase B signal transduction. The transcript has 38 exons. Gene Ontology annotation, cellular component: TORC2 complex.
GUUGUGACUGCGGGCCGUAAACAUGGCGGUGAGUCUCCGCGCCCGCUCGCUCCGGCACCUCCGCAUCCGAGGGCGCAACGACAGCGGCGAGGAGAACGUCCCGCUCGAUCUCAGCCGAGAACCCUGUGAUAACAUGAGGGAGAUACUCCAGAAUGUGGCCAAAUUGCAAGGUGUUUCAAAUAUGAGAAAACUAGGCCACUUGAAUAAUUUUACUAAGCUUCUUUGUAAUACUGGGCAUGCUGAAGAAAAAUUAGGCUUUACCUAUGACAGCAUCAUAAUAUGUUUGCGGCUAGCUUUACUAAAUGAAGCAAAAGAGGUGCGAGCAGCAGGGUUGCGAGCCCUCCGCUAUCUCAUCCGGGACUCCAGUAUUCUACAGAAGGUGCUAAAAUUGAAAGUGGAUUACUUGAUAGCCAGGUGCAUUGACAUUCAACAGAGUAAUGAAGUAGAGAGAACGCAAGCACUUCGUUUAGUCAGAAAGAUGAUCACUGUGAAUGCUUCCUUGUUCCCUAGCUCCAUAACUAAUUCCUUGAUAGCAGUUGGAAAUGAUGGCCUUCAGGAAAGAGACAGAAUGGUUCGAGCUUGUAUUGCCAUUAUUUGUGAACUAGCACUUCAGAAUCCAGAGGUGGUGGCUCUUCGGGGAGGACUAAGUACCAUCCUGAAAAAUGUGAUUGACUGUCAGUUAAGUCGAAUAAAUGAGGCUCUCAUAACUACAGUUUUACACCUCAUUAAUCAUCCAAAGACACGACAGUAUGUGCGAGCAGAUGUAGAAUUAGAGCGAAUUUUAGCUCCAUACACAGAUUUCCACUACAGGCACAAUCCAGACACAGCAGAAGGACAGCUUAAAGAAGACAGAGAAGCACGGUUCCUAGCUAGUAAAAUGGGAAUAGUGGCAACGUUUCGAUCAUGGGCUGGUAUUAUCAGUUUAUGCAAGCCUGGGAACUCUGGAAUCCAGUCUCUCAUUGGGGUACUUUGUAUACCAAAUAUGGAAAUACGGCGAGGUCUGCUUGAGGUUCUUUAUGAUAUAUUUCGCCUUCCUCUUCCUGUCGUGACAGAAGAAUUCAUUGAAGCACUUCUCAGUGUAGACCCAGGUCGGUUUCAGGAUUGUUGGAGACUUUCUGAUGGUUUUGUAGCAGCUGAAGCUAAAACUAUAUUACCCCAUCGAGCCAGAUCAAGACCUGACCUCAUGGAUAAUUAUUUGGCUUUGGUGCUUUCUGCUUUCAUUACCAAUGGACUUUUAGAAGGCCUAGUUGAGGUAAUUACAAGCAGUGAUGACCAUGUGUCUGUCAGAGCAACUAUCCUAUUAGGAGAACUUUUGCACAUGGCAAACACAAUUCUUCCUCAUUCACAUAGCCAUCACUUACACUGUUUACCAACGCUAAUGAAUAUGGCAGCAUCUUUUGACAUCAUGAAGGAGAAAAGACUACGAGCCAGUGCAGCACUCAAUUGCUUAAAACGGUUUCAUGAGAUGAAGAAACGAGGACCUAAGCCUUACAGCCUCCACUUAGAUCAUAUUAUUCAGAAAGCAAUCUCAACACACCAAAAAAGGGAUCAGUGCCGUGUGCAGAAAGAUAUCUUUGUUUUAAAGGAUACAGAGGAAGCACUUGUAAUGAACCUUCGUGAUAGCCAAGUUCUUAAUCAUAAAGAGAACCUUGAAUGGAAUUGGAAUCUGAUAGGGACCAUAUUGAAGUGGCCAAAUGUAAAUCUAAGGAACUAUAAAGAUGAACAGUUGCACAGGUUUGUACGACGACUGCUGUAUUUUUACAAGCCUAGCAGUAAAUUGUAUGCCAACCUGGAUCUGGAUUAUGGCAAGGCCAAGCAGCUCACUGUCGUGGGUUGCCAGUUUACUGAAUUUCUCCUUGAAUCUGAAGAGGAUGGUCAAGGCUAUUUGGAGGAAUUGGUAAAAGAUAUUGUACAGUGGCUCAAUUCUUCCUCUGGAAUGAAACCAGAACGCAGUCUUCAAAACAAUGGGCUGUUGAAUACACUUAGUCAGCACUACUUUCUAUUUUUUGGUACACUUUCAUGUCACCCUCAUGGCGUAAAAAUGCUUGAAAAAUGCAAUGUGUUCCAGUGUCUUCUUAAUCUCUGUUCUUUGAAGAACCAGGAUCAUUUACUAAAACUGACCGUGUCUAGUUUGGAUUACAGCAGAGAUGGGUUAGCAAGAGUCAUCCUUUCCAAAAUCCUAACUGCUGCUACUGAUAGCUGCAGAUUGUAUGCAACAAAACAUUUACGAGUAUUGUUAAGAGCCAACGUAGAGUUCUUCAGUAAUUGGGGGAUUGAAUUACUGGUGACCCAGCUGCAUGAUAAAAAUAAAACCAUUUCUUCUGAAGCACUUGAUAUCCUAGAUGAGGCAUGUGAAGAUAAGGCCAAUCUUCAUGCCCUUAUCCAAAUGAAACCAGCUCUCUCCCAUCUUGGAGACAAGGGUUUACUUCUCCUUUUAAGAUUUCUGUCCAUUCCAAAGGGGUUUUCCUAUCUAAAUGAAAGAGGCUAUGUAACAAAACAAAUGGAGAAAUGGCAAAAGGAGUACAAUUUAAAAUACGUUGAAUUGAUUGAAGAACAACUUAAUGAAGCACUUACCACUUAUCGUAAACCUGUUGAUGGUGAUAAUUAUGUUCGUCGGAGCAACCAAAGAUUACAGCGGCCACAUGUCUACCUGCCAGUUCACCUUUAUGGCCAACUGGUGCAUCACAAAACAGGCUGCCACUUGUUGGAAGUUCAGAGUGUUGUCCCAGAUCUAAGUUACACUGUUCGUUCGCCCAUGUUGGAUAAGUGGGAAGGAAUUAAGCAGCUGAAAGCGGCCCUUUGGGCUUUGGGCAAUAUUGGAUCAUCAAAUUGGGGUCUUAAUUUGCUUCAAGAGGAGAAUGUGAUUCCUGAUAUAAUGGCCCUUGCACAGCAUUGUGAGGUUCUGUCCAUUAGGGGAACCUGUCUCUACGUGCUUGGCCUUAUAGCCAAAACUAAACAAGGUUGUGACAUUUUAAAGCAUCACAACUGGGAUGCAGUGAGACACAGUCGGAGACAACCUUGGCCAGUAGUCCCUGAUGACUUGGAGCAGCUCUGCAAUGAACUCUCUUCUAUACCCAGCACUCUUAGCUUGAACUCUGAGUCCACCAGUUCUAGGCAUAACAGUGAAAGUGAAUCUGCACCCUCAAGUAUGUUCAUCAUGGAGGAUGACCGGUUUGGCAGUACUUCCACUAGCACAUUUUUUCUAGACAUUACAGAGGAUGCAGAACAAACUUUUUAUGACAAACCUGGACCUUUAAAGGAUAACAAUCGUAGUCCUUUUCCCUUUUUUGCAUCGAGCAAGUUUGUGAAGAACCGCAUCUUAAAUUCACUUACCCUGCCUAAUAAAAAACACAGAAGUAGCAGUGAUCCCAAAGUGUGCAAACUGGCAUCAUCUGACAGUAAAUCAGGCUUGAGAAGAAACCGUACAGUAACAGAACCUUCUAGCAGCAUGGACUUCACUUCUGGGGAUGUUUUCAGAGUUCCUAAAAUCCAAACUUCACGCUUAGAAACGUCUUUUGCUGGGAGCAAGCACAUGGAAGAUGCAGGUAGUACCCCAAGUAUUGGAGAAAAUGAUCUGAAGCUUCCAAAAGGUCUUGGAAAUGAAAAUCACAGGGAAAACGCAAGCAGAGAGAGACUAAUAGGAGAUGGUUCUACACAAACACACUUUAAGAGUCGUAGCUUAAGUUUUAAUACAGAUACCACAACAAGUGGCAUAAGCUCAAUGAGCUCGAGUCCUUCAAGGGAGACUGUGGGUGUGGACACUACAAACGUAGACACUGACUAUGGAAGUUUGAGUACUGUGGUAAGUACAAAAACAGUUAAACCAAGUCACUGUUCAACACCACAGUCUAACCACCUGCCUCUUUCAAAAUCAAACUCUGUAUCCCUGGUACCACCAGGAUUUUCUCACACCCUUCCUCGAAGGGCUCAGUCCCUUAAAGCUCCUUCCCUUGCUACAAUAAAAAGUCUUGCUGACUAUAACUUUAGCUACACAAGUUCUCGAGAUGCCUUUGGCUAUGCCACACUGAAACGCUUACAGCAACAGAGGAUGCACCCCUCGCUGUCCCAUUCAGAAGCCCUAGCAUCUCCAGCAAAGGAUGUGCUAUUCACUGACACUAUUACCAUGAAGUCUGGCAGCUUGGAUUCUCGGCUAACCCCAAGCAGGUUCAUGAAAGCUUUAAGUUAUGCUUCACUAGAUAAAGAAGAUUUAUUGAGUCCUAUUAACCAAAACACACUGCAGCGUUCCUCUUCUGUUCGCUCCAUGGUAUCUAAUGCUACAUAUGGUAGCUUUGAUGAUUACAUUGGGCUUGCUCUCCCAGUGGAUAUCAAUGAAAUAUUUCAGGUAAAAGAAACUCCUUAUUUCCAAAAGAAAACCAUGCCUCCAUUUGAUGAUCGUGGAACUAGAGUCUUUUCACCUGAAGCAGGAGGUCUCCCUUCUGGUACUACUGAUGUUGUCAAAAGCCCUUUUCAAAUGCUUCGACAACAGAUCAGCCUCACAGAAAUAAUGAAUACAAGCCGUUCAGAUGCCUCUCAGUUUUUAGAAAAUACAGAAGACACUGGGCUACAAGAGCACACAGAUGAGAACUGCCUUUAUUGUGUCUGUGUACAGAUACUGGGAUACCAGUCUGAUAACAGAGUGAACUCUUCAUAUACUCAUACAGAUUUUUCAGACAUUCCAUAUCCUGAUUGGUGUGGACAGACCAUCCAUAAUCACUUAGAUGUGGUUUCUCAUUCCUCAAAGUUUUCUGGGAUUUCAGGCUGUAGUGAUGCAGUAUCCCAUGGUUCAGCUAGUAGCACCAAGAGUACAGAUCUUGUACUAGGGGUCAAAGCUAUCCCAGAUGAUACACCAGUGUGCCGUAUACUGUUGCGGAAAGAAGUCUUACGUUUAGUAAUCAAUUUGAGCAGUUCUGUGGGAACAAAAGGCCAUGAGACUGGGCUCCUGACCAUUAAGGAGAAAUACCCCCAAGCAUUUGAUGAUAUAUGCCUUUACUCAGAGGUGUCCUACUUGCUAGCACACUGCACAUUUCGCUUACCAUCUCGAAGAUUCAUACAGGAAUUAUUUCAAGAUGUACAGUUUUUACAAAUGCAUGAAGAAGCAGAGGCUGUUCUAGCAACACCGUCAAAACAACCAAUAAUUGAUACAUCAGCUGAAUCCUGACCUCAGUUUUGUUUGUUGUGCAGUGUAUGAACUUGUUAAAAGCCUCAGAUGACUUCUGAUUGACCGUACAGCAGAGAUUAGGAGGAUCAUCUUCUAGACUGUUCCAGAAGUCACUGAUACAUGAAGAGUGAACGAAAGAUAUUUUUUCUCAACAAAUUACUGCCCCUUUCCUCUGAGCCCUUUGGGGAAUCGAUAACAUUACCAUAGUUUUAAUAAUAGUAAUUACCAAUAUAUGCAAGAGCCAAGCACUGAACACCUGCCACAGAUUUUCAUUUUCUUUUUUAACAUGACAUUUAAACAUAGGACAGUCUGCAGAAACAUCUUUUACAUGGUUGACUUGGAAUUCUGUUCCAGGUAAGCAGAUUGAUGCCUUGCAUUUUAACCCUUGGACACCAGACAUCAGGGUAACACGAAGCUCCUUUCCAUUUUCAACAAUGGAAGCAUGCUAUUACCGUGGAAACCAGGGGAUUAAUUUUGGCCCGUCUGUGUUAGUUUUCUUAAUGUUUGUAACACUACUUGGGGGAUUUAUAAUCUCAGACAGAAAGGAAAGCCUCUAUGAAUCUGGGGUUUUCUCAUAAGUUAUUUUAAUGUCACUAUAGUUGCAAGAGUUCUUAUUUUAUUAGCAGUCUCUCCAGUUUUGUUGCAUUUACUUAUAUGAUGUUAUCUGAAUGAGGUAAGGAUUUUCACUACAGUUUGAUUUGAAAAUGAGAAAUACUUUAGGUUUAAAUCAACUAAAAUCUGAUUGUUUUCCCUGACCAUUAUGCAUGUAUUCUUUGGAGUUUCUACACUCAUGUUCAUGUAGAAUGAACGUUGGUCUUAUUCCUAAAUGAUAAUCUCUAACCAGUAUGAUUUGUGUCAGAUGGGGUGAAUACUGUAUCAAAUAACUUGAAUACAUUUGAUCAUUGCUGCUUUUGAGGGAAGACUUAGUAAAUAGGCAGUUUCCACUUUCCAUGGCAGCAGGGUGUUUUUCUAAAAUGAAGAUUUGCUUGAAUUUUCAGUGUAUGACUGGUCAGUCAGUAGAUAAUGCUAAUAAUUGUAGUGAAAAGCCUUAAAUACCAAAUUUUCAAGCAGCAGUACUUUAAUUUUCUAUUGAUAGUCUUUAGAUCUUUUGCACAACUUUUGUGAUACAGUGACUGUUAAUAUGUACAGUAAUUGCCUUCACCCUGUUACUAGUGAGGUUGCUAACUUUGAGCGCAAGAUGAAAAAAGAAAAACCCCAGUCUUCUCAUGCAUCUAGAGACUUGAAGUCUUUUUAGCAAUUAAAUACAAAUAUAUGCAAAAUUGUAUAUAUCGUAGCAUUGCCACCUGUAUUGGAAAGCAUGUAAUGGAAAGGGUUACCCUUUGAUCUUCAGAAGGGUGAGCCAUUCAGCAGAACAGUACUAGGUAGAAGACCAUUUUUAUCCAUUUUGAAAUCAUGCCAGAUUACUGUUUUAGGUGUGAGAGAAUUUAUUCAAAUGGCAUUGCCACAUCUUAACUUAUUAUCUGUGCUAUUGAAAAUUUCAACAGGUAGCACUCUAAACUAGUAACAGCAAAAGACAGUUCCUGGUGAAAUGUAGAAUUCAAUUGCUCUUACUGGAAAUUCAUCACGUGGGUGAAACAUUUUCAUCUUGCUUUGUAGAAUUUGCUUCACUGUGUCAUGGUGUGCACUUCAUACCAACAUGUUACAGUACAGUAGUUACAGUGCUAUCAACUUCAGUUCAGAAUCAGAUCUAGUUCUGUGAGCUUUUCACAUGUUCCCACUGAAGGAAAAGCAGAAAAAAAUAACUUUGUUGCCAUCAGUGACACAACUAACAAUGUGUAUACAAGACAAUUUGAUAACACCUUGAAAAUAACACCUACCAAUAACUAUUUGGAUUGCUUUGGUCUUAAGAAAUAAACAUUUCUGCAAAACCAAAAUGUCAACCACAGUAGACCAAAUAGUGGUAUAAACUCCAAAGGAAAUAAUAUAGUAUUCCCACCAAAAAAUGGGAUUAGCAUAUCUUAUACAGUAGUUUAAAACACUACCUCAGUUAGGAUAGAGUAUAAGAUAUUUGAGUUAACUCUAGAUGGGGUUACAUCAAAUAACUCCAUGUUUAUUUUUCUGCAGUUAAGGCAAAAUAGAUGAUUUUUAUCACCUGUAUUUAAAAAAAAUCUGUCACCAGUUUUAUCUAUAGCACUUAGUGUAAAAUGUUAGAAAGGCCUCUUUUUCCCUAAA